UUAAUUUUACUGUUUAAUUUGUUUAUAUCUUAUGUCAGGCUUCGCCUUGUACAAAAAAGUUUUAGGAUUGAUCCACGAGGUAAUUAAAAGAAGCUUUAGUACUAUAAAACUUGUAAGCACAUUGAGGUUAAAAAAAAUAUGAAGUGCCCUGGUGUACACAUCACAUGUUGUCAUUAAUUAGUUCUUUAACUACCGCCUACCUAUCCAGAGCUCCUUCAAAGCAAAUCCUUUGGCUUCUGGCUUGAGCGGCUGUUGCUAUCCUGUUUUGGAUAAUUAUAAAUAUAUGUUUCUAUUUGGAAGAGUAAACCUAUUAUUUCCCAAAUUUUCUUUUCGGGGUUACAGUUUUUCUUUAUGCCUACGAUGGUCGCAGCUGCCAUGGAAAGCCCUGUUUGGGGCCAAAAACUUUCAUCCGUGGUGCCAGCCAAAGUAACAGGCGACAACAAGGACUUUGAGCUCACUAACAUGGACUUGGCAAUGAAGCUCCAUUACAUAAAGGGUGUUUAUUUCUUCCAAAGUGAAGCAGUCCAGGACCUGUCCGUCCGUGACUUGAAAGAACCAAUGUUUCAAUGGCUGGAAUUCUCCUUCACUACCUCAGGGAGGAUUCGGAGAUCCGAAACAGGCAGGCCGUUUAUUAAAUGCAACGAUGGUGGCGUCCGAAUUGUUGAAGCUAACUGUGAUAAGACCAUCGAUGAAUGGCUUGCAACCAAUGAUAAUCAUCAAAGUCCUGAUCAUUUACUUGCAUAUAACCAAGUACUUGGUCCUGAUUUGGGAUUCUCCCCUUUGGUUUUUGUACAGCUCACUUGGUUCAAAUGUGGAGGCAUGUCAGUAGGACUCAGCUGGGCACAUAUAUUAGGAGAUGCAUUUUCAGCCUCAGCUUUCAUCAAUAUGUUGGGACAGAUCAUGGCUGGGCAAAUUCCAUCAAAGUCUUUCCAGGUGCACAAUCCUAAGAAAUCUGAAUCCCCAAAUCCUUCGAUUCCCGGGAAACCAUUUUCCUUGAAAAAGGUUGAUCCUGUUGGUGACUGUUGGAUAACUGCCAAUAACCGCAAAAUGGAAACUCACUGUUUCCAUGUCACAGCAAAACAACUUCACCACAUCGAAUCAACAACUUAUCAGCCAAGCCAAAUCGAUAAUAUCUCUUGUUUCGAAAUCCUUUCUGCCAUAAUAUGGCAAUCAUUGUCGAAAAUCAGAGAGGAUUCGGGUCCAAGGAUUGUUACAAUUUGUACAAAUGAUUAUCUGAAGAUGAGAGAAAAUGAAAUGCCAACUAAUGGCAUGACAUUGAGCACAGUCGAGGCAGAUUUUUCUGUCUCAAAGGGCGAAAUAGUCGAACUUGCUAAGCUGAUUGCUGAGAAAAGAAUGCCCGAGAAUGGUCUGAUUGAGGAAUUGCUACAAGGAAAUGAGGAAGGAUCAGAUUUUAUAGUAUAUGGUGCUAAUUUGACAUUUGUAGACUUGGAAGAAGCAAAUCUUUAUGGACUAAAACUCAAGGGAAAGAAACCAGUGUUUGUAAAUUAUACCAUUAAUGGAGUUGGCGAUGAGGGAACUGUUCUGAUUCUUCCCGGUCCAGAAAAAGAAGGUGGCAAAGGGAAGAUUGUGACCAUGACCCUGCCUGAAUAUCAAAUUGAAAAGCUGAAGAAUAUACUCGAAAAUGACUGGAAUAUUGCUUAAGGCAACUUAAAAUUUCAGAUUUGGUUCCAAGAAAGUGUUGGAAGAUGCAUGGUUUGCCAGGUAGAAAUAUGAAUUUUCUUGUAUGUUUGUAACUGAAUAAAUAGUGCCAUUGGUGUCAACAUGGCGAGAAAUUACGAUAAAAAAAAAAUAACAGUCACUACUCGCCAUUGUGUUUCGGUAACCACAGUUGUGAGAUUAGUACUUUUCCAGGAAAAGUGAUAAAUGAUUUAAUGAUGAAACUUUCUUUCCAUUUUCCCUGACCCUG
Durio zibethinus is the source of this 1927-nucleotide messenger RNA. RefSeq names its product protein ECERIFERUM 2. Gene Ontology annotation, molecular function: acyltransferase activity, transferring groups other than amino-acyl groups. The record is from RefSeq and is a predicted model, not a curated record. Lineage: Eukaryota; Viridiplantae; Streptophyta; Magnoliopsida; Malvales; Malvaceae.